CCCCGGUCCUCAUGGAGUUCCUCACCACCGUCUGCAUAUUCCUCCUCUUUUCGUUCAUGCUAGUAAAGCUUCUCAAUCCGUACAAAGGCAAGGAGUCUGCUCUGAAAUUGCCUCCAGGGCCAAAGCCACUGCCGAUUAUAGGAAACUUGCACCAUCUUGGUGGCUCACAAAUGCAUCAUAUCCUGAGAGACUUGGCCAACCAAUAUGGACCGCUGAUGCACCUUAAGCUUGGUCAGGUUUCCACUCUCAUCGUGUCUUCACCAGAAGUUGCCGAAGAGUUCAUGAAAACACAUGAUAUCAUUUUUGCCAAUAGGCCUCGGCUUCUAUCGGGCAGGAUACUCAAUUAUGAUUGUACUGACAUUGCCUUUUCUCCAUUUGGUAAUUACUGGAGACAGCUGCGUAGAAUCUGCAAGAUGGAACUUUUAAGUCCCCAGCGCGUUCAGACUUUCCGAUCCAUUAGAGAAGAGGAGGUAAUGAAUCUAAUUGAAUCAAUUUCCUCCAACAGGGGUUCAACAAUCAAUCUUAGCAGCAAGAUUUUAUCUUUAACAUAUGGGAUUACCGCACGGGCUGCCUUUGGCAAGAAGAGCAAAUACCAAGAAGACUUCAUCUCUCUCGUAAAGGAAGCUAUAAUAAUCGCUGCAGGCUUCACCAUAGCUGACAUGUAUCCUUCGGUUGAAAUCAUUCAAGUCAUUAGUCAAUUGAAUCCCAAGCUCAGGAGGUUACACAAGAACAUCGAUGCAAUACUUGAAAACAUUGUCAACGACCAUAAAGAGAAAAGCUUAAAGACAAGAGGUACAGAUGAAAAAGCAGAAGAGGAUCUAGUGGAUGUUCUUCUUAACAUCCAAAAAUCUGGUGAAUUUGGAACCUCACUAACCAAUAGCAGCAUCAAAUCAGUCGUCAUGGACAUUUUCAGUGCUGGAAGCGAGACAUCAUCCACAACCGUGGAAUGGGUCAUGUCAGAAAUGUUGAAAAAUCCAGACAUCAUGAAAAGGGCACAAGACGAGGUAAGAGAAGUUUAUGACAGAAGAAGAAAUGUUGAUGAAUCAAGGCUUCAUGAACUAGAAUACUUGCAAGCAGUGGUAAAAGAAACCCUGAGGCUACAUCCCUCAGCACCACUGUUGCUUCCAAGGGAAAACAGUGAACAAUGUGAAGUUAAUGGUUAUGUCAUACCUGUAAAUACAAGAGUUAUUAUCAACGCCUGGGCUCUUGGCAGGGAUUCCAAAUACUGGACUGAAGCUGAGAAAUUCAAGCCGGAGAGAUUCCUUGAUUGUCCAAGUGAUUAUCAUGGGAAUGAUUUCAAGUACAUGCCUUUUGGAGCUGGAAGAAGGAUAUGUCCAGGCAUAUCAUUUGCUUUAGCUAGUAUUGAACUACAACUUGCACAGCUACUGUAUCAUUUUGACUGGAAACUCCCAAAUGAACAGAAGCCAGAGCAACUGGACAUGAGUGAGGGCUUUGCUUUGACAGUGAGGAGGAAAAAUGACCUGUAUUUGAUUCCAAUUCCCAGUAGCUGUUCCUUUCUGGAAUAAUUCUAAAUGUGGUUUUGGGGCAGUAACGGAGCUUUGCAGUUUGGCAUAUACGCUUGGAUAGUGUAUUAUUUGAAAUAUUAUUUGGA
Molecule: messenger RNA, 1612 nt
Organism: Coffea eugenioides
Lineage: Eukaryota; Viridiplantae; Streptophyta; Magnoliopsida; Gentianales; Rubiaceae
Product: tabersonine 16-hydroxylase 2-like
Exons: 2
Coding region: 12-1526 (504 amino acids)
Molecular function (GO): heme binding; iron ion binding; oxidoreductase activity, acting on paired donors, with incorporation or reduction of molecular oxygen
Source: RefSeq, a predicted model, not a curated record